Molecule: messenger RNA, 1470 nt
Organism: Penicillium subrubescens
Lineage: Eukaryota; Fungi; Ascomycota; Eurotiomycetes; Eurotiales; Aspergillaceae
Exons: 1
Coding region: 1-1470 (489 amino acids)
Source: RefSeq, a predicted model, not a curated record
AUGUCCGCCGAAAGCCCCGGUCACAAGCCGGGUAUCCGGUCAUUCUUCUCCAAUGCCCUACGAUCCAAGAAAUCCCGCCAAACCCUCCGCAAGAACAGCCUGAGCCGUUCCAUGACCGACCUGCGGCUGGCCGCACGAUCUAGCGCCGAUGAACCCCCGCCGCCAAUGCCCGACUUGGCGCCUCUCCAGGCCCACCGGCUGAAGUAUGCGCAGGCACAUGUGCAGCUGGACUCGCAAUUGGGGGAGCGUCGUGACUAUACCACCAUGUUACACUCGCUGGGACUGUUGGAGCCGGAUGAUAGCUAUGGGCCUGCGCAGGUUGAGAAUGAGCGUCGGCAGCCUGGGGAGGGUGAUAUUGCAAAAUUAUCUCCGGGGGUGUGGAAAUACAUUGCCAGUUUCUUGAACCCGGCCGAUGCAGCGAGUCUGGCGUUUGCAAGUAUCACGCUAUUCCGCCGGCUGGGGACAAGAUCGUUCGUGGCAUUGGAAAGGCCAGAGAACGCCGACCACCGUCUUAAUUUCCUCAUUGGGCUUGACAAGUCCCUACCCCAUCACCUACUCUGCUUCCCAUGCGCACGAUACCACCGUCGCACACAAGAAGGCCAAGAACGCAUCAAACCAGCCCACGUCAUCAACCCGCUCUUCGAUUGUCCCAACGUCCGAAACGCGCUGAACCCGCAACCGAAAAGCCGCAUCACCCACGGCCGCACAAUACCCUUCACAUUCGUACAACUCACCAUGCGCGCAUUCCGCUUCGGCCCUCAAUACGGUAUUCAGCCCGAAGACCUCGGCCGCCGCUGGACCCGCGACGGGUGGUCAUUUACAUCACGCUUUUACAUCCACGAAGGCCGACUACUCAUGCGCGUCAUUAGCCAAACCUUCGCCGCGCCGGCACUCACCCCCUCCGCCCAGCGUCUCCUCCUCUACUCACGCGAAGACUACUGGCCCUACUUCUCCGCGUGCGCACAUUGGCGCGACGGCGAGCUCAUGCCCGUCUGCAAAUGCGCCCUCGAGCACAUCCCCCGACCCCGCGAAACAGCCGGUCUCCAAGGCCUAGAACACAAAGUCAAAGACCGAUGGCAGGGAGGCCGCUACGAUCCGAAUGCACUAACAUCGCUAUGUGGAUUCUGUCGACCCAUGCGUCGCUGUCCACAGUGUCCAUCCGAAUAUCUGAUCGAGGUAAAACUGUCCGAGGAUAAGAGUGACCCGCGCGGAAUGGUGUUCAGGCAGGCUAUCGUCGUGACACGCUGGUCAGAUCUGGGCGAUGGAACUACCCCGGCUGGACUGGAGUGGGGCGCUGUUAAUGGGUUGCGUGAUGAUUAUGAUUCCUUUGCGCAUAAGCAUUAUGCGAAGCGGGGCAUUGCGAGUAUCUUUGAGGCGGCGUUUACGGCGGAUACUCUGCCUGGACAGCGGGUUAUUUCGAUGAAUCCGAAGAAAAAGAAAUUGGGUGAAAGUGGGCAUGGUUGGUAUUGA